GCGAGAAGCCUCCCCGCGCCCCAGCCCCACGCUCGCUGCAUACCGAGCUGCAGGCGAGCUGCCGGGGGCUUUUUCCGUCCUCCAAUUCGGAGUAGACAGUCUACACUGAUUUCUUUCCAGAGGAGGGGAGGGGCAGGGCUCGGGGUCCCAAGUCGCAGACAAGUCUUCGCUGCCAUGGGGGCCGUCAUGGGCACCUUCUCAUCUCUGCAAACCAAACAAAGGCGACCCUCCAAAGACAUCGCCUGGUGGUAUUACCAGUAUCAGAGAGAUAAGAUUGAAGAUGAGCUGGAGAUGACCAUCGUUUGCCACCGGCCUGAGGGACUGGAGCAGCUUGAGGCACAGACCAAUUUCACCAAGAGGGAGCUGCAAGUCCUUUAUCGAGGCUUCAAAAACGAGUGUCCCAGUGGUGUGGUCAAUGAAGAAACAUUCAAGCAGAUCUACGCUCAGUUUUUCCCUCAUGGAGAUGCCAGCACGUACGCCCAUUACCUCUUCAAUGCCUUCGACACCACCCAGACAGGCUCCGUAAAGUUUGAGGACUUUGUAACUGCUCUGUCGAUUUUACUGAGAGGAACCGUCCAUGAGAAACUAAGGUGGACAUUUAAUUUGUAUGACAUCAAUAAAGAUGGAUACAUAAACAAAGAGGAGAUGAUUGACAUUGUCAAAGCCAUCUAUGACAUGAUGGGGAAAUACACAUAUCCUGUGCUCAAAGAAGAUACUCCAAGGCAGCACGUGGACGUCUUCUUCCAGAAAAUGGACAAAAAUAAAGAUGGCAUCGUGACUUUAGAUGAAUUUCUUGAGUCCUGUCAGGAGGAUGACAACAUUAUGAGGUCUCUCCAGCUGUUCCAAAAUGUCAUGUAACUGGGGACACUCAGCCAUCCAACUCUCAGAGACAUUUUACUAAAAACAACCACCUUAACACCCUGAUCUGCCCUCGUUCUGAUUUUACACAUCAGCUCUUGGGACAGAAAUACCUUUUACACUUUGGAAGAAUUCUCUGCUGAAGACUUUCUAUGGAACCCAGCAUCAAGUGGCUCGGUUUCUGAUUGCCAGCUCUUCCUCUUCCCUCUUCUUGAAAAAGAAAAGAUGAAAUUUGAGUUUGUUUUGAAAGCAUGCUCAUCUCUUCACACUGCUGCCCUAUGGAAGGUCCCUCUGCUUGAGCUUAAACAGUAGUGCACAAUUUUCUGCUUAGGUGCCCCCAGCCCACCGCCUCCAAGUUGAGCAGACCUUGAUGAAUCUGGAAGCAAGAGGACCUGAGCCAAAUGCACACCAUCUUCUGAUGGCCUCCCAAACCCAUGUGCCUGUUUCUCAUCCUCUGGUGGGAAGAAUGAGUGUUAUACGGAACAAUUAGGAUCUACCAUGACUAGAUUGGGAGUGCCAACACCUAACAUGUGUAAGAUAGGAUUGAAUUACUAAGCAUGGCAUUGUUUGAUGACCCAAACUACCCAUGUCAUUUGUUUCCAGAGGCAAUAAUUCUCUCACACUAACAUCUGUGCUGGUAGUGCAAGUCUCUUAAUAUGCCCAGGAAGGGAGCAAUUACCCACUGGUCCAUACCUCCACUCCAUCCCCUGCUCAAGCCCAGCAAUGCAUGUUCCUCCUGGAAAGUCCAGAAUGCCUGCAAAUUGCUGUGAUUUUAUACCACGGUCUAAUCAAUAAACAGAACUAUUUCUUACUCUCUCAA
Galeopterus variegatus (Sunda flying lemur) is the source of this 1678-nucleotide messenger RNA. It is a transcript of the gene KCNIP1, whose product is annotated as Kv channel interacting protein 1. The transcript has 9 exons. Gene Ontology annotation, cellular component: voltage-gated potassium channel complex. NCBI's taxonomy places the organism in Eukaryota, Metazoa, Chordata, Mammalia, Dermoptera, Cynocephalidae. Bases 175 to 858 code for a protein of 227 amino acids. Gene Ontology annotation, molecular function: calcium ion binding; transmembrane transporter binding; potassium channel regulator activity. Gene Ontology annotation, biological process: regulation of potassium ion transmembrane transport. The record is from RefSeq and is a predicted model, not a curated record.